Carya illinoinensis is the source of this 864-nucleotide messenger RNA. RefSeq names its product flavonoid 3'-monooxygenase CYP75B137-like. The coding region runs from base 24 to 620 and encodes 198 amino acids. Gene Ontology annotation, molecular function: oxidoreductase activity, acting on paired donors, with incorporation or reduction of molecular oxygen; monooxygenase activity; iron ion binding. NCBI's taxonomy places the organism in Eukaryota, Viridiplantae, Streptophyta, Magnoliopsida, Fagales, Juglandaceae. The transcript has a single exon. The record is from RefSeq and is a predicted model, not a curated record.
GAGCAACAGACACCACAACGACCAUGUCGGAGUGGGUGAUGGCAAGGUUGUUGAAGCAUCCAGAGAUAAUGAGAAAGGUCACUGAAGAAUUAACAGAAAUUGUGGGGUUGGACAACUUGGUUGAAGAAUCUCAUUUGCCCAAAUUACAUUAUUUAGAAGCAGUUAUUAAAGAGACCUUUCGUUUGCACCCACCUAGUCCAUUCCUAUUACUGCGUACUCCAAGUGAGUCUAGCAUCAUUGGAGGGUACCGUGUACCCAAAGGUUCUAGUAUUUUCUUGCAUGCUUGGGCUAUACACAGGGAUCCAAACUAUUGGGACAAUCCAUUGGAAUUUAAACCUGAGAGGUUUCUAAACAAUGCUUAUGGUAGGUUUGAUUAUUCAGGCAACAAUUUUAAGUAUCUUCCAUUUGGGUCUGGGAGAAGAAUAUGCGCAGGGCUUGCACUAGGGGAUAGGACACUCAAAUACAUAUUGGCUUCAUUUUUGCAUUCCUAUGAGUGGAAAUUGCCACAAGGUUCAGAGAUAGAAUUUUCUGACAUUUUCGCUGUUGUUAUGAAGAAGAAGAAUCCAACCAUUGCAAUUCCAACUCCAAGGUUAUCCAAGUCUGAGCUUUACACAGAAUAGUACAAUGCGAGAAGUAUACUCUAUUGCUUUCCAUACUAAUACCUUGUAUAAAGCAUUUUUAUGCACAAUAACUGUGAGGUUUUGAUGCUUCUCACUUCUUGUAGUACUAUAGACAAUGUAAUGAUGGUUUCCAAAUAAUGCCAUUUUGCUUGUCUGCAAAGAGGCUUAUAGGUACACUCACCUGUAUCUAGAUUUGCGCAAUUAUUGGCCUAUGAAUAAAAUCUUACUUUGGCAUUUCCUUUUC